Staurois parvus is the source of this 515-nucleotide messenger RNA. NCBI's taxonomy places the organism in Eukaryota, Metazoa, Chordata, Amphibia, Anura, Ranidae. The record is from the annotation of a GenBank genome assembly.
UCUCGCUCAUGCGCACUGGGCACCCGGCUGUCAUGCCGAGUGCCAUUACAGAAGCCAGGAAGACAGCGCGCGGCUGGAUCGAGGAACAGGUCAGCAGUCAUCUGUACUGUCCGCAGUCUCUGGUCAUCCCUGUGCUGUCCGCAGUCUCUGGUCAUCCCUGUGCUGUCCGCAGUCUCUGGUCAUCCCUGUGCUGUCCGCAGUCUCUGGUCAUCUCCUGUACUGUGUCAGCAGUCUCUGGUCAUUCCCUUCAAUGUCUGCAGUCUCUGGUCAUUCCCUUCACUGUCUGCAGUCUCUGGUCAUUCCCUGCACUGUCUGCAGUCUCUGGUCACCUCCUGUACUGUGUCUGCAGUCUCUGGUCAUCUCCUGUACUGUCCGCAGUCUCUGGUCAUUCCCUGUACUGUGUCCGGAGUCUCUGGUCAUCCCCUGCACUGUCCGCAGUCUCUGGUCAUCCCCUGCACUGUCCGCAGUCUCUGGUCAUCCCCUGCACUGUGUCCGCAGUCUCUGGUCAUCUCCUG